AUGAACCAGGGAGACCACAUCAGGCGCAAGCCUACUCCGUCCUACGUGCCACCACUGGGGUAUGAUGAAGCCCUGUUGCUCGCUUCGGCCGAUACUCAAGUCUACGACUGGAGCCCAGAAAACAACACAGGGGCACAAUCUUCGGGAGACCACCGCCAAGAUAGGCAGAGCAAGGAGCCAAAAUCUAGCACCACAUUCGGGACCCAUGAAAGCGAAUACGAACUUGUCAAAACCAGCAGCGCCGAGAAGAAUAAGGAGAGGUCAAUACGCAGAAAACGCCCAAGAUUCUACAUCUUGCGAGGGUGGUGGCAGGAGAUCGCGUGGUCUAUCAUCAGCCUCAUAUGCGUCAUUGUGCUGAUCACUUUGUUGAACUCCUACGAUGGCAGACCGUUGCCAAUUUGGCCAUCAGGUCUGACGCUCAAUACUGUCAUCGCCUUUGUGUCGACCAUCUGUCGGACUGCUUUCAUCUUACCGGUUAUGGAAAGCCUGUCGCAAUACAAGUGGAAUUGGUACAAGAAGUCGCCGAGACCGUUGGCAGAUUUUCGCGUCUUCGACGAAGCUAGCAGAGGACCUUGGGGAAGCUUGAAGUUGCUGGUCACAACGAAGGGAAGAAUCAUAGGUAUCAUGUCCGCUGUUAUCCUCGUAUCUGGAAUUGCUACGUCGACUUUGACUCAGUCCGUUGUCACAUAUCCAACUCGACAUACUGUUUUGCCAGCAAAUGACAGAGACAUCAUGUUUCCCAUCAAUCAGGCUAUCCCUCGAGCCCUGAACACUCCUCCAGAUGAAGUGAUGCCGUAUCAUCUACCUAGCUGCCGAACCAACAACUGUACAUGGCCAAGUUUCAGUACUCUUGCUGUUUGCGUGGACAUGAAGAAUGUAACAAGUCUUCUCACAACAGACGGAGAUCCCAUUAAGGCCGGCACAAAUGCAACAUUGCCCAACGGCGUGUCGAUGCAACGAAGUGCUUAUGGGUAUCACAGCAUGAACAUUUCCACAGGCACGAGUCUUUCGUACAACGAUACGGACAUCAUCAAGGCAGAGCUCUUCAACUUCUUUGUUCUCUACGGUCCUGCCCCCAUACAACUUCGAGCGUAUGAGAUCGUGAUGCACUGGUGUGUCAAUACGUACAACGUAACAGUUCAGAACAAUGUGCCUAUAACUCAGCAAGUGGCCUCAUACACGAAGCCCAACCUCGGAGAGGUCUUCGUACAGAACUACAAUAUGACAAUCAACGGCACCUAUCUGACGUCGCCGGACAGUCCCGGGAAGCAGUACGUUGCUAGUGGUAUGGGCCCGGACAACAUAGCGGGGGCUCUAUCAAACACAUUAGUCGGGUAUUACAUCGAUCUGGGGGCUUACACCUUUAACAACGGCUCGGAGAUAUACGGAACAGCUCUCUCAAGAGCAGCUAUCGGCAUCAACCCAUUGAACGAAUCGCAGAUGAAUCUGACUCAAAACAUCGCAAGCGGACUUACAAACGCGUUGCUUACUACGAAUGAGAGCGGGAGUGCUUGGCAAGACGAAGUUUUUGUGUCCAUCCGAUGGCCGUGGUUGACACUGCUGGCGGCCCAGGUUGGACUUUCAAUUAUUACGCUUCUGAUUAUCAUCAUUCAGACUGCUGGAUUGGACAUCGAGAUUGUCAAAGGGUCUCCACUCCCAGCAUUCCUUGCUAUGAACCCCGACGAGAAGACCGCACUCAUGAGGGAACAGCAGGAGAUGGAUAUUGUGGGAGGUCUCGAGAGACGGGGCGAAGAGUGGGUCCUUCGAAGUUCGGACACAUGA
This is a messenger RNA of Colletotrichum aenigma, 1782 nucleotides long. RefSeq lists its product as uncharacterized. The coding region runs from base 1 to 1782 and encodes 593 amino acids. The transcript has 5 exons. Lineage: Eukaryota; Fungi; Ascomycota; Sordariomycetes; Glomerellales; Glomerellaceae. The record is from RefSeq and is a predicted model, not a curated record.